Molecule: messenger RNA, 534 nt
Organism: Vanderwaltozyma polyspora DSM 70294
Lineage: Eukaryota; Fungi; Ascomycota; Saccharomycetes; Saccharomycetales; Saccharomycetaceae
Gene: LST7
Product: Lst7p
Exons: 1
Coding region: 1-534 (177 amino acids)
Biological process (GO): positive regulation of TORC1 signaling; positive regulation of GTPase activity
Cellular component (GO): cytosol
Molecular function (GO): GTPase activator activity
Source: RefSeq, a predicted model, not a curated record
AUGAGAAGUAAUAUUGGUGAAACAUCAUAUGUAUCGACUCAAUAUUCAUCUAUAAGGUAUCAGUUAUUAACUUUGAUUAUAAGGAAAGUGUUUUCAGAAGAGACGAUGGUUUAUGAUGGGUCUCCUUUGGUUUUUUAUGAUGAUAUACGUGGGCUGAAUUUGGUUAUGGGAUUUAAACUUUAUGAUGAACACGCUAGAGGUAAUGAAAGACGUUAUUGUUUAACCUUUACCAUUGAUUCAGACGACCAUCAAUCUUCGAUGAAAUUACUAGCUAAUAAUUGGAAUUUUAUCAAGUGUGGCUUCGAGAAAUUCAUUGCAUAUAUACGACAGACUUACGAGAGUGAGAAUGAAAAAAGAGAGAUAUCAAAUAGAGAUAAUGAUAAUUUGACGCCAUUAGUUGGUACUUAUUUAAGAGCAAAUAAAGUUAAGAUAUCAAGAAAUUUGGUGGAAUUGAUAAAAGAUGAUAUGUUGUUUUUAAGACUACAUAGAUGGAAUGCAUACCUUUUAAAUGGCAUUUUGAACAAUAAUGAUUGA